AUGUGGCCCUUUUCACAACCAAACUGGAAGUCUAUCGCGGCCUCCAAGCAACAAACUCGUCAAGAGCUCGUUGACGAGGCCCUCACGACUCUGGCUACAACGAGUGCGGAUUCUUCAACCGACCAAUACACACGUGCUUCGGCGUCGGAGAUUGUGAAGAACAUUGAAUCAGGCCAAUGGACUGCAUCCGAUGUGAUGGAGGCAUAUAUCAUCAGGGCUGGAACCGUCCAAAGGUUGCAUAAUCCAAUUACAGAAGUCCUCUUCUCAGACGCAUUGACGCGUGCCAAGGCACUGGACGAGGAAUUUCAGAAGAGCGGCACGAUUGUCGGUCCUCUCCAUGGUGUUCCAAUCAGUAUCAAGGAUCAAUACGACAUCGAAGGCCAUGAUUCUAGCAUCGGCUUCUCCGCCUGGUGCAACUCUCCCAAACGCUCUGAUGCAGCCGUCGUUGAGGCUGUACGGCGUGCAGGUGGUAUCGUCAUCUGCAAAACCAAUGUCCCACAGACCAUGCUCAACUUUGAGUGUUCGAAUCCGGUAUGGGGUGUGACAAGCAAUCCCUGGAACGACCAGUACACCUGUGGAGGGAGUUCGGGAGGAGAGGGUGCUAUGCUUGCAGCCGAUGCAUCCGCACUUGGAGUCGGUUCGGAUGUAGGAGGGAGCUUGCGUAUCCCAGCCUUAUACUGUGGCGUCUACUCCCUCAAGCCAGGCGCGGGGCGGAUCAGUCGACGAGGCGCGUGCUCGUCUAACCCUGGUUUCGACGCAAUCCCCGUGACACCAGGGCCAAUGGGGCGGACUGUUGCGGACGUUAAACUCCUUUCCCGGGUGUUGUUCAACUGCACCCCCGCGAAUACCUAUGAAGGCAUCGCACCCGUCCCAUUCAGAGAUGUCCAGGUACCAAAGAAGCUGAAAAUUGGCUACUACUUUGAAGACAAAUUUGUGCGCACCUCACCAGCGAAUAGACGAGCAGUGCAGGAGACGGUGGAUGCGCUUCGACUGGCUGGUCACGAACUUGUUGAGUUUGACCUACCAUUUGGACCCAGGUCGAUUCAAAUCUUUGUGUCUCUGACUUCAGGGGACGGCUACCGUACACUACGAUCACCAAGUGGUAGCGAUCCUAUUGAGAAGAACCUCUUUCUCAUUACCCUCGGGCCCAGCCUCUACUCAUGGGUCCGCACCACUGCUGCGUGGGUAGUGAGAAACAUCCUGGGCGACAGGCUUUUCGCAGACACGUUUGCUCGCUCCAAGCCUUCCAACGUUGGCGAAUACUGGUCUUACAAUGCUCAGAAGAACCAAAUGAUCCGAGAGUUUUACGAAGAGGUGUGGGACAGAUAUCAAUUUGAUGCCAUCAUUGCACCUGGGAUGGUGGCACCCGCCCUCCCGCAUGGAGGCACAACAAGACUGUCGCCUCUUGCAAACGGCACGUUUUUCUACAACGUUGUUGACUCGCCUGUGGGGAUUGUUCCCGUGACGAGAGUAGAUCCCACAAAGGACGCCCUCCCUAGCGAUUGGCACGCAACGAGUAAUGGCAUUGGAUCGCUCAUUCUCAACGAUCUCGUCUAUGGUGCGCCAGGAGUCACUGGCAUUUAUGAUGUGAACAAGAUGAAAGGCCUCCCAGUCGGCGUUCAGGUGGUAGGCCGGCAUUGGGAAGACGAACGAAUACUGGAGAUCAUGGACAUUGUUGACAAGGUUCUGCCGAAGAGGAACUUUGGCCCCGGUAGCUGGUCUCCUCCACAAACGGAGAAAUAG
Serendipita indica DSM 11827 is the source of this 1743-nucleotide messenger RNA. NCBI's taxonomy places the organism in Eukaryota, Fungi, Basidiomycota, Agaricomycetes, Sebacinales, Serendipitaceae. The record is from the annotation of a GenBank genome assembly.